AUGCCCCCUCGUCUCUCCCCCGCAUUCCAGCUGACGAUGAUUAUGGCUAGCAGCUUCCUCUCCACAAAACGGUUCAGCGGAGCAAUAGGCAACAGCCUCAAGGGAUUGUUCAACCCUAAGCUUCGUCAUGCGAGCCUGCUGAUGUAUUUUAAGAAGCGGUAUCAUGCUUUGGCUAUAACGUUCACCUACCCGCCGAUGAUGUACUUCCCUGCUUCGCACAUGGAGGGUUACGCUUAUGUUGACCCUCAUCUGCAUUGGCAAUCACGAACAUCGCCACCCUGAUGGGUCUCCUGGCGGACAAGCACGGAUCUUUCACCUUGUUAAACCCCACCAUGUCUUCGAACUGGUGCUCUCAGUGGCUAGUCUUCGAGCCCAGGACUGUGCAAUCGGGUUUGCUUUCGCCCGAGUUCAUAUGGGCGAGGCCUGUCGGAUUGUUUGGGUACAUUUGACAACUUGUAUCGCUAAAGAAGCGAAUGGUGGAAAUCCAUUCAUUAGUUGCCAAGGAGUCCCAUACUGUCUAUGCAAGAUGGUGAAAUCGAAGCGGUUUUGGUGCAUCCCUCUGGACGGUGGCUCCAAUGAGGUAUUCGCUGUUGACAUCGGCCUGGACCAGCCGGUUUUUGACCUCAAGGUGAUGAUCAAAGCCUCGUUGAAUCGCAUGCGCCAAUACGAUGCUCAAGAUAUCCCGUUAUAUAAGCUAAACGAGCCAGUCCUUGUCGCUCCCGCAGCUACUCUUUUACAACGCAUCAAAGCACAAGGAGAGAUUGAGGAUAUUGCUGUUAAAAUGAAGGAACCCUCUGAAAGUUUAGGUGAUGUCUUCCCAGGCGGGGCAAGUUUCAUCUGUGUCACAGUCUAUAUGUCAAUUGACAUUCACUUUGCCCCAGAAGAUGAACCUGGGCCGCCGUUUAAACGAGCUCGUUUGACCAGUCCAGACGAGAUUCCGGAUUGGCUUCAGGAGCUCCACAAGAAGAUCUGGAAUCGCAAAGACCUCCGUCAAGAACUGUUCCGCAGCGUCACACUCACACUUACAGAUUACAACAGGUUGCAAGAGAGCAUGACAAAGCUUUAUCUGAAUGUCCAAGAAGAGGAUUGUUGGAAUGGUACUGCUGGUGUUGUAACGGCCAGGCUUGCUGCACUCCAAUCCAGCAACAACUGCUUGGUCACCGACCAUGGCCCUCAUCGCAUUGUGCAACCAAUCAAUCAUAAUGAUGAUCAAACUGAAGGUGACGAUGAGGUUGAUGAAGAACUUGGUUCCCUCUUCCCAUUUGCACUUGAAUACUUGGAUCUUUCCAGCUUAAAUCUCCAGUCUCCACCACCAUGCAUGCCUAUGCCGCUUCUCAUUCGGAAAGAAUACCACAUCCUCUCCAAGAUGCUGAAUGACCUGCCACAGGACGGUCGUGGUUCUGCAAUCAUAACUGGCCAGCCUGGAAUAGGUAAGACUGCUUACCUUUAUUAUCGAUUGAUACAAAGCAUGCUCGCGGGCACCCGAUGUUUAUUUCAACCCAUUCGAAACGAAAAGCAUGAGAAUACGGUUUAUCUAAUCGCUGAAUCAUCGAUCGAGGUAGUCAAUUCCUGGUCGACCGAAGGUGUUGUAGCCUUCUUUGAUGCUGAUGGGCCAUCACCCCGACCGGCGCAGUUUAUUAUCGACAAUCAUUACAUUAAAAUCAUUGGGGCAUGCUUACCAAACGUGGCAGAUGAAAAAUGGACAACAAAGAUGGGCAACGGCGCUGUUUUGAACAGGAUUGUGACCACUCUGUGGUCACGUCAGGAGCUUUAUAUAACAGGAAUGUUUCUUGCUGUGCCACAUUUACCCUACUCCCGCCUCCAAGAAUUAACAACAUAUUUUGGUUUCAACCCUCGCACCUGCUUUAAUGCAAGAUUGAAACCACAUUACUUGCUUGACUACUUGGGGAGCAUUGAAAAAAAGAUAGACGAGACUGCGAAAAAAACUUCCUUGGAAAGUAUUUGGCGUGAAACCUGCUCAAGGAAAUCGAUCUCGCACUCCAUAUUUCAGAUCUCACCAAAAGAUGAUCGUCGUAUGUUGAGCCAGGUUACAACAGCAGCGAUUUCCCCAUGGGCUUUGACUACCUUGUUAAAAAUCUAUGAACAUCGUCAAGCGGAUGCGUCAUUCGAAUUCUACAACAUGAUUAAAGACUUGCCUGAUGAGGGGACCAUUCGAGGGGCGGGAGCGAUUCACGAUACGGUGUCUGAUUGGAUCCAACACCUCCCAGUGGAUGUAUCCUGGUCCCACGGAGAAUUCCUUCUCUUAUUCGUCAACAUUCCCCCACUUGCUCGAGGACGCAGUCACCCAGCAAAAGUCUGUUCACCUGGUCCCGCAAGAUCCAGACUUUCCUGCAAUUUCUAUCCUCUAUAUUCCAGGGGACGUUUUAACCGUAAUCCAUGUUACUGUUGAAACAGAGCAUCCUGUGGCAGUCGUUGAUCUCGAGAGAAUCGAAUCAUGGCUCAAACGAGCUUGUAUACUUGCCAACCUUCGACCCUCGAUCCUGGGCAACCACUGGCGGCUUAUAUUUGUGGUGCCGGAGCAAAUAGCUUCGACUUUUCAUAUUCAGAGGUAUGAAGGUGACCGUGAUUCAAAUGAGUGGUUCGAGAAAGUCGACCAGCAUGUUCUUGGAAUCGAGGAGCAUGCGCUAUGGGGAAGGUCCAAUCAACUCCCAAGUUGUUCUGAGGCCUACGACUAAUGAACAAGACCUCCUUCCUUUCAUUCAGAUCUAUCGCCAAUCGUUGACUAUGAGUAGUUCGUGCUCUGGGUGACUGCGGGCAUGUUUGAGUACAUUGUAUUGCUGAAGAAGCGGAAUCGGUUAGGGUGAAUUAUUUUAUUAUGACUAGUUGCUAUGGUAUGACUCGUCUAUGAUCCAUUCGAUAGUUCACGCUUCCGUUGUGCAGUUAACAAAUGCU
Molecule: messenger RNA, 2913 nt
Organism: Laccaria bicolor S238N-H82
Lineage: Eukaryota; Fungi; Basidiomycota; Agaricomycetes; Agaricales; Hydnangiaceae
Exons: 14
Coding region: 236-2410 (724 amino acids)
Source: RefSeq, a predicted model, not a curated record